This is a messenger RNA of Gigantopelta aegis, 16694 nucleotides long. RefSeq lists its product as uncharacterized. Gene Ontology annotation, biological process: regulation of transcription by RNA polymerase II. NCBI's taxonomy places the organism in Eukaryota, Metazoa, Mollusca, Gastropoda, Neomphalida, Peltospiridae. Gene Ontology annotation, molecular function: RNA polymerase II transcription regulatory region sequence-specific DNA binding; DNA-binding transcription factor activity, RNA polymerase II-specific. The transcript is spliced from 2 exons. Bases 1057 to 8778 code for a protein of 2573 amino acids. The record is from RefSeq and is a predicted model, not a curated record.
CUUCGUACAUAAAGUAUUCCAACUUCACUGGAGUGUGCUCAUUUACAAACAAAAGGAUGUAUUAGUUUUCUUAAUCUUCCCAAGCGACGACACCAGCCAACUAACUUGUCAUGAGUGCAAAGUGCAGAGGAGCAGAAAAACUUUUCUGCAUAUAAAAUAUAUCUCUCCUCAGUCGAGCACCCAUUAGCCUGCUGGGUGAUUCUGCCGUGCGCUCAGGGGAAAAGUUGCAGCGACCGUGCGUCACAUGGUGCCAACUGUUGCCUGAGACCAGCGCUGGAUGUCAUCGGUGACUGACAUGGCUGGUAUUCGGUCCUGCUCAAAGUUCAAAGAGAUUGAAUGUUAGGCCAAGAUCCUAUCAGAGAAGAGUGGAGCUUCUUGGUCGAGCCGUGGGCUACCUGCAGUCUGGUGACACUGCCGGAUCCAUUAACCAGUCUGCCUUCCUUCUUUCCUUCGCCAGCCAGCCAGCCAGUCAGCGAGUCGUUUAAAGCACCUGAGUUGUUUGAAGCACCUGACUAUCUCGUUAAGUCUCUGUUGGCCUGCAUACCUCCCUGUGACAAUGGUUUUAGUUUAUCAUCUCGCAGCACUCCAGGAGUGGGCUGUGAGAACAGUCUGACUGAAAGGACCUGUGGCAGACGGACAGCCAGGCAAGCAGACGACACUUUGUGUGCUUUCCACUAUUCAACUUUUCUUUCGGGUGUUUUUUUUGGCAGUGAAGAACUUUUUGUCAACUUUUUUCUCUCGGCUGAACUUUUUUUCUCUCUCUCUCUCUCUCUCUGCAGAGCCAAACAUUUCAUAUUGAGUUUGUCGUCAGGUGCUAUUAAUAGGCUGAUUGAAUCUACGUUGACAAUAGAAUUAAGGACUGUGGAACUGAUUGGUCUAUGAAAAAGAGAUGAGAACUUUUCAUUUAUUUGUUGUGAUCUGCUCUUGAAUGAUUCACCUGUGCAAGUCUUACCUGUUGGAAGAAACAUUUUCUCACCUGACUAGUCUGUAUUAUUCCAUAAUGGAGGAAACUGUUUUCGAGAGCCCCUGGGCUGGAGCUGCUGACCAAGCCAAAGGAUGUCAGCAGAUGCCGACGGUGCAGUGACCUCUGAUGGUGUGGAUACUGGCGACGUACAGACGAAAGUAAAGGGACGCAACCGAUUCUGCAAGCAGUGUAAAUUCACCUGCACGGACUCCAAGGAGUUCCUUCACCACCAGAUGACUGCCCAUGGUGAGAACGAAGAAAAAGACAAGACCGAGAAUGGUGUACAGCGACGGAACAGCGUGAAAAGUAGCAACAUUCCAAUAAAACCAAGAUCUUCCAGAAGCAACUCUGAACAUUCCACUGACGCUAACGAACAUUCCACAAUGAUGUCUGAACAGGCAAUAAAUGAUUACAUGAAUGGUGACAGCUCGUUCUCUGAUGAGAUGCUCAACGAUGAGGAACAGGAUGAAAGUGGACGGCUGAUUAUAGCGGAGGAAGGGGAGACCACUCCAGUGACCCCAACAAGGUGCGGGAACAUUCAGAACAGAACGUAUGUCUGUGGUGUGUGCGAAUUUACAUCCACAAGUGCCAAAACAUUCCUUCAUCAUCAGAAAGACGACCACAAGCAUGAUUUCAUCAUCUAUGAAUGUGAUAUCUGCGAGUAUGCAACCAAGUACAAGCAGAAGCUUCCACGUCACCGGAAACUGCACUUCUCUGGACAAGAUGGACAGCUGUUGGCGAUGGGACGAGAUCUUGAUGAACUUAGUAUUACUCCUAAUAGCAGCUUGACAGAGAAGGAGUUGAGAGAGAUGGAAAACAGUGUUGUUGAGGAUGAGGUGGAGGAUGACAUUGAGGAUGAGGAGGAGGAGGAAGAGGAGAUCAUCACAGUUGAACCGGAGGCUCCUGAGGAAACAGCUGCUGCUGUUGCAGUCACCGUUCCGUCGGAGAAAAAGAAAAAAACUAGACAAGAAGUGGAUCCAGCUAAAUACUUUGAAGUUGUUGAUGACUCUGGUAUCAAGUUUGCCUGCUCGUGUUGUGGAAACAUCUACAAGUGGAGAAAGUCGUUGAAUAAACACUGGAAAGAGAAGCACAACAGUGAGGUUCCCGACAACAGCAAAAGACCGCCAGGCUUGAUGUACCUUGUUAACUCGGGUAAUCAUACAAUCUAUGGGAGAAGACGUAUCUACAGUAACAGCAUCCUGUCAAACUCUGGAAUUAAUGGACAUUCACAGUCUUUGUCUUCACAUUCACCCAAUCAGUCGCGAUCAGACACUCCAUCCAGCGCCAGCAUGAACAGAAACAGUCCCUUGGGUGGUCAAGAUAACAGAGAAUCAUCUCCAGUUCAGACUCUAGUAAUCCCUAACUACAUUGGACCAUUCAUCACCAACACCAGUCAUCCCGUGUAUCCUACUGCAAGUUCAAAGCAAGAUCGUCCUUCAUCUGAUCCAGCUGCAAUGCAAAGUGGUGAAGCAUCACGUUACAGAUCAGCUGAUACAAAUAUACAGAAUGAGCCACUCGACUUCUCCGUGAAGAAGGAAGAGAACGAGACCUUGAACCCAGACUUCUUUAAAGUGAAGAUGGAACCCAUUUGGGAUGGUGAUGACGAGCAGGUGAAGAAAGGUUCUGCUGGUCGACCCGAGACGAAACCAGCUGUCCUGCAGUGUACCAAGUGUGGCUUUGUUGCAAAGACUUUGGUGGACUACAGCUCUCACAUGACCCUCCACUUGAACAAGCGGGCAUUCAAGUGUGCUGAAUGCAAGGAGCACUUCAAUGGGGUGGACGAACUUAACAAACACUUCCUCGACAGUCACGCUGACAAGAUUAAAGAACACAAAGAUGCCAUACAAAAAAUACCCCAUGGCUUGCAGCAGACUUAUCAUCUGUUGAAGAUGCCUCUCAAUACCAUCACUGGGCUGAAUGCUCAGGAGCUGAUGUCGACAGAAUCUAAACAACUUAAAUGCAAUAUGUGUGAUUUUGUCGCCAAAUGGCCGGCUGAGCUUCAGAAGCAUGCUGUAUCUCAUUCUGAAGAGCGACCUUUCAUCUGCAUGGUGUGUGGUUCCACCUACAAGUGGAAGUGGGAUCUUGUGAAGCACUUUGAGAAGAGUCACCAUUCACUUCCAAACCCUUACAAAAGACGAGAAACAGCUGCAAGUAACAAGACUAGCACCACUGCAGGUUACGAUGGUGCACACGACAUGCCAUCAUUGAUACCAUGCAGUUGGCCAGAGGAACCUGCAAAGAAACGACGCCGACUGUCUGAUUCCGAUAUGCCUGAUCUGGAGUCAAGACCUUUGGGGAUGACUUCAAACAAGAGACUUUCACCUGAUGAUAUUCCCACUUUGAUCAGGGCUGAACAGAGAUUCACCGAGUUUGAAUCUGAUAGGCCAUCUUCAGUUCCAAAUCGCUUCAACAUGGUGGAAUUGAAUGAUGAAAGAGAUGAAAAUGAUCACCUAAGCCAAAUCAAAAUCACUAAUGUCCAUUCAUUAGAUGGUGCUGACGAAAUGAUCUUUAGGCAUGAUUUGAACAGCGAGGUAAAGCGGCCAAUCACACAGGAAACUCAGAAGGCAGUCGCAGCAGCGGUUCGACAGCGUCUAAGCAAUCAGUCGAACAAACAGUGUGAUGAAAACCAGUAUCAGAAUUCAGAUCCGAGCAACACAGAUAUACUGCUGCCGUACAAGUGUCCUCGGUGUGAAUAUAGGGCAAGGUGGCCAUCGGAAAUCACUCAGCACAUGAAAAACCACUCUGAUGAAAAGCCAUAUCAUUGUCCUCGCUGCAACUACAAGAGCAAGUGGAAGUGGGAUGUUGUCAAGCACAUGAAGCGAUGUGGAGGUGGGACAAUCAAGGAUGUCAUUGACACAACAAAAACAAAGAAAAUCGGUCCACCCAACGUUACAGUGCUACCAGAAGGAAAUCUGCAGCAGCAAACGCCACAACCUGUUGCCUAUCUCCUUAAUUCAAACUUGACAGGAUCUUCCACUGUCCUGGUUCCUGUCAUAGCAAACACUGAUAAAAACACACCAACAUCUAUCAGUUCCAUGCCACCACUGCAGCAGCAUAAUCAACAGUUGCAGCAAGGGAAAACGUUACCUCCACCACCACCUCUGAUACAGCCAUUCAAACAAGGACAAACUAAGCAGCCAGUAUUUCGUAGUUUAAUCAAUCAAGGCCUCUACCACUGUCUUGAAUGUCCAUUUGUUGGGCAUAGUCCAGCCGAGCUGAAACGUCAUUCUGUACUUCAUUCCGAAGACAAACCGUUUUCCUGUAGAGUCUGUGGAUACAGCUCCCGAUGGAAGUGUGAUUUGAAGAAACACAUUCUGUCCUACAACCAUUAUGCAGGUUCCUCUGUUGACAAGAACAGCAAUAUCAACAUUGAAGAUGCUAAUCUGAUGGAUGAUGACCAUGAGGAGAUUCCAGAGAGGUCGUUCGUGAAGUGUGGCAAGUGUGCUUACAUCGCCUACAGUCAGGAGAUGCUGGACAGUCAUCUGAAGACUCACGCCGAAUCAAACUCUCCUGCCAAGUUCAAGUGCAAGCAGUGCAGUUUCCAGGGCAAUGACUUGUCUUCUUUCCUUCAACACAGAGUGACACAUUCUCAGUCUCACAACUUCCUACAGCAGAAUGGAGAGAUGAACAAGAGUGAAGAUCUCGAUGAAGCAAGAUUGAAGCAUCCUCGGAAACAAGUCAAGACGUUCCAAUGCUCAAAGUGCAACUUUGUCUGCACCAAACGAGAAACUAUGCAGAUCCAUGAAGGAGAACAUCAUGCUGAGCUUGUAUAUAAAUGUUUCUACUGUGACAUCAGCGUAAAUGACAAAGAUUCUCUUCUAGACCACAUCGUACAUCAUUCAGAGUUCAACCCAGAUGAGUGGGAAACUUUCUUCAAGGAUGAUAAGAAAGAAUCUGAAGACGAAGCUGAAAAUGAUGGGAUGCAUAGACCAGGCAGCCAAGAAUCCAGUGUCGUUGAUCUUACCAGCUCAGAACAGGCAUAUUCCCAGUCAAACAGUCAGUCUGAAACUCAAAACUUCAUGGCUAGUAUUGGCUUUCCUCACCUCAGUCUUCCACCUUUGGUUCGUCAAGGCCAGCCAGGAGCAUUUAGCACACCACAGAACAUGAGGAACUCUCACGAGUCUGGGAAAUACACCACACCAAACAGCAUGCAGUAUCAGAGAGGACAAAUUGCUGGUCAGUCGGCAUUCAGAAGCAUCCAACCAGCACCAUCAUCACAAGCAGUGUCCUCCAGGAGGUACCAGUGUGAGUGGUGUGAGACAACAUUUGCACAUAUCUCUACCAUUUACCAACAUGCUCAGAACAUUCAUCCCAUUAACCUGCAUGAACAAGAGGUUAGAGAGAGACUGAAACAGAGCCAUGCUGCUUUACUCUCUUCUUCUAGUCCAACCACAUCACAACCAUCAUCAGCAUCCGUGACAACAUACAGUGUUUUGCAGUCAAGCUUGCAGAGUCCAGCAACUUACCAGCCAGUUCAGACGGUUGCCAAGAUGCCCAUACCCAGUUAUAAACAGGCCCUGCAGAACAUGAGAGCCAUGUCAGCUGAACGACCAAUAGCUCCAGCUCCACGCAAUCCACCUCCACCUUACAGCAGUUCUCCUGGUACCGCUCCAGAAAGCAUUGCAAAAGCUAGAAAAACUAUCAGUCCUCAGAAAAAAUCACGAUCUUUCCAGUGCACAAAGUGUCCUUUCACAGCUCCCAAUGCUGUGACCUAUCUACGACAUAUUGAACGUCAUGGCAGCAACUGUAAACACACCUGCUGGUUCUGUGAUUACAGCAUCGACAGACUCAACCUUUUGUAUCAGCACAUGAAAGGAACCCACCCUGACCAGUGGAAGGGCUCUGGAACCACCACUGAAAAUCCCAUUGCAAAAGAAACCAAUAAAAAUAAUGCAGAAGAAUUGGGCAAACAACAUGGUAUUACAGCUACUGAAAACUCAAGUUUCAGUGGAGAUUCCUUUGAAGAAAUGAAUAACAAAACUUCAGAAAAUGAUGACCAGAAACCUGUCCUGAUCAUGAAAGAGCAGACCACAUGGCGCGGUGUCCCAAUUCAGAUCUGCAGCAUUGAUGGAAAGAAAAACUACAAAUGUCCCAAAUGUCAUUACGUCAGCAGUAAUGCUACAAACACUUCAAAUCACGUUCGCCAGCAUGGCUCCAACAGAAAGUACCAGUGCAAGAGCUGUGAUUACAGCGUGGACAACUUGAAAUUGAUCUACCAUCACAUGCAAAGCGUGCAUCCUCGCCAGCAGGCUUUCAUUGAGGUGAACAAGAACAUCGAAGUGGCACCAGUUGACCUGGAGAUGGAUGAAGAUGCUGUCAAGGAGGAUACUGGCAGGAAAGAUGACUCUGGGACUCUGAUGAAUUGUCCUCGCUGUCCAUUCAGAAACCAGUCCAGAGAUAUCUUCCAGAGACAUCUGGAAAUGCACAGCUACAAUGGGAAGUAUCGCUGUGAGCACUGUAGCUACAGUGUGGACAAGCUUCCUCUUCUUACGCAGCAUGCCAAGGUGCAUGACAACCAGAAAGGUAUUGCCAAGACCAUACCCGAAAAGGAACACUUCACCAGCUUGCUGAAUUUGAAAUCUGUUGAUCGAAACGCCAUCAGCAACAAAGUACAAACGGCUUCCUGUGUUGCCUCGAAGAUGCUAACGAUGCAAGCCAAGCAGGUUCUCGCUAGGUCUAAGCUCAAUGGUAGAAUCCGAUACAAGUGUUCACGAUGUCCAUACCACACAUUCUGCAAAAACAAUCUGAUCAAACAUCGUAAACAGCACAUUGUCAAGAGUCGAUACAGAUGUCAGAAGUGCAGUUACAGCGCAGCGCGGGAGUAUCUCCUCCUACAGCAUAUCAGGUUCCACGAUGAUGAAAUGAAACGCAGUAAUCAGCCGAAGAUCAAAAGCUUUCAAGAUGUCAUCAUGGAUCCGUUUGAGCCAAUGGGCAAAACCUUUCAGUCAUCGGACAUGGUGGAUAAAAAUAGUCUGGAGAUGAAACAUGAUGAACAAGAAGAUAUGGAAGACCAAGGGGAGGUAACUGAUGUCGAAGGUAACAGUAAUGAUACCGAUGGUGUGGAAGAAACCGUUGCUGAAGAGAUGGAUGUUGAAAGUGAUCUAAAUGAUCAUGAUGGGAGCUUGAUCCAUGAAAAACAAAUGAGGAACUAUAAAUGUCAAGAAUGUCCAUUCAGCAGUAACUCGUCAUUCGAGUUCAACAAGCACAGGAAGCUUCACGGAGCUAUGUACAGGUACAAGUGUGACUUCUGUUCGUAUAGCUUAGAGAGACUCAAUCUACUCACUCAGCAUCGUAAACUUCACUGUGAAGAAGAAGGAUUCGACCCCGAGCCUUCACCCUCAGUCCUCCUCAACAAGGAAGCCAUCAAUCUAGAAAACAGCUUAAAUGAGUCCUUAACCGAGAUGCAAGAAAAGGUUUCAUCAUCAUCCAGCAGUGGUAGUGUCCUUGCAGAAAGUGAUCUGGAGGAUGGAAUGCGUCAUCUCUGCAAGUCUUGCCCGUAUGGAUCCAACUCUGUCAAGAGCUUCAGUGUUCACACACACAUGCAUGGCCUGAACAGAAAGUAUAUUUGCGACCACUGUGAUUGGAGUGUUGAUCGGCUGAAUUUGCUGUACCAGCACAGAAAGGUACAUGCAAAAGAAGAAGGUUUCGUGCCCAAUUUUGACGAGAUUAACUUCCUAAAUCGAGAAUAUGCACUAGAAGCACCUAAAAAGUUCAAAGCUCAGAUACAAGGCUUUGAGAAAGAACCACACAAGGAAGACCUCUCUGUGGAGAUGCAUUCAGCAGAACAACCAUUACCUGAUGUCAGACACCGCAGUGUGAAGAAAAUCUACUCCUGCAAACUGUGUCCCUUCACCAGUAACAACAAAAACAGCUUUGCUUACCACAAGGUGCUGCACCGAAUGAACGCCAGGUACACAUGUUCUCAGUGUUCUUACAGCGUCGACCGCUUCAACCUGCUCAACCAGCACAUGAGACUCCAUGAGGAGGAAGCCACAAGUCCAGCCAAAACUGAACGCAUGAAAUGUCCCAAGUGUCCGUACCACAGUCCCAGCGUGUCGCUGUUGAACGCACACAUCGCCAUGCACGCGUCGGGCUGCCAGUACACCUGUUCCUUCUGUGACUUCAGCUCUGACCAGUACAGCGUUCUGCAGCAGCAUGCAAAGAUCCACGAGGAGAGACGGAAUUCGGAGUCGCCUCCUAUGAACAACACCAAAUUUAAAGCUUUCGAAGGAGAUGGCAUGGAAGCGGUGACUCCUCAGCUGUACUUCAACUCUCCGGACGAUCCUGAUGACAUGACCGGAAGUGAUAUUAGUGAAGAGAGUGAACUGAAGUGUGACCGAUGUCCAUUCAGCACACCAUCAAAGAAAAAGCUUGAGGACCAUGACUUCCAGCAUGGACUUCAUGACCGUCUGCUCUGUCCGUACUGCGACCUCAGCUGUUCGCGCGACUGGGACCUGCUGGAUCAUGUCCAGGUACAUUUUCCUGGAUCUCCCAUCGACAUGAAUACCCUCAGGCAGAUGAUGGCUCAGCGCAAGAGAGAAAACAACAACAACAUUUCACAAGAUAAGCCACUUCGUUCUGUGACCAAAAGUAAGUUGGUGACUCAGCUAAAGAUGGAUUCUGCCGAGGAGAGCACCCCAGACUCGACAGUUCGAGAGAUGCAGAAAGUCCUCGAUGCUAGGUCUUGUGAAGCAGUCAGUGAGGUGAAAGCACCACAAUGCACAAAGGUUUAUGUCUGUCAGUAUUGUGAGCGUGAGUUUGAGAACAAGGAGGGCAUGCUCCAGCAUGAAAAACUUCACUUGAUUGGACAUUGAAAGCUGUUAGUCAUAACAAAGACUGUUUAGACAUUAAUAACUAAAAACUGAAAGCUGUUAAUGGUGUGGAAGAUUGCUUGAAUGAACAUUAAUAAAGAAUUGUUAAAAGCUGUUAGUGUUAGGAAGGAGAAUAAUAUAACAAUCUAGAAAAAUCUUAAAGACUUGGUGAAGUAUUUUUGUACAGCAUGGAAGAUUCUAUAUCUUUAACGUGAGUUCAUCACUCUUUUUAUACAUUCAAGAAAUAUAUGAACAGAAUGUAGAUAGUGUGAAUGUUGGUAAAAUGUAAAUCUGGUAUGUUGGACAGAAUGAGACUCAUUUUCCACUGGAAUUUGAUCUUCAUCAUUUUUAUUCUAUAUUUCAAGGGACACUGGUGUUGUGACUUGUGCACUGUUACUGUAUCAUCGGACAUUUUAGUAUUGCUGUGACUGCUGAAUUUGUCUGUCAUUUGAUUGUAUUGUGCCAGAUGAUGAUGAAAAUGAGUGCUUUAUGAAUUGUACUGUAUGCAUGAACUGUAGGUGUUGUUGAAGAAUGUUCUACCAACAGCCUUACUGGAUAAUAAGCUUGAUGCUCCAGUACCCAGAGAGUCAAUCUAAAUGAUGAUAUAUUACAGGCUAAAGUGUCAAUGGUUCUGUUGGUUUGUAUGACUGAAUGAUGAAUGUGCCAUGGAGAAAAUCCUGUUAAUGAUGAGUACAUUGUUGAUAUGUGUUGAUGUUUGAACAGUUUGAUGAAUGAACCUGAUGAACCAGAUGUUCUGGAACCAAGAAGAGCUUCAGCUGAAUGACUAUGCAGCAUUCCAUUGGACACUAGUGUUAACUGCUGGUCAUUGAAUGAUGGUGUUUCCUCCUGGUUCUUGCAGUUCUUUGAAUGAUGAUUUAGCCUGCUGGUAGUUCUUUGAAUGAUGGUAUCGACUGCUGCUAGUUCUUAGAUGAUGGUGACUGCUGUUUGUUUAGUGUCCUAUGGAGCCUCAAGUCCUUAAGGAUUUUUCUGUAUGACUAUGCAACAUUCCAUGUAACCAUUGUGAUCUUUUGGCCUUAACACAAGUGCCAUUAACCUCUACUGUAGAAUAUUUAUAAUGAUAAAAUGAGAUGGGUUUUUGUUCUGCUUUUCAUAACAUAUCUUAUGCAUAUUUGUAUAUCUAAACUACCUUGAGAAAUAUAUAAACAGUUGCUUUUAUAUAUCUGAUGCUCAAAAACCAUUGUUUGAAAUUUAUUUAUAUAAUGAAUUCUGCCACACACAAAAAGAAGAAAAAAUCAGAUGUUUUAUAAAUCCAUUGAUAUUUCCAAGUUGUAAUAUUUAUUGAGAUUAAUAGAGCAAAAGUGAAAUCACAAUUAAUCAUAUAAUUAUUUCCUUUUCUUUUUGGUUUUGUUAUAAACCAUGUAAAACCCAGGCUUCACAACCACUAGGUGUAUAAUUGUCCUUCAAACAUUUAAUUCAGUAUUUUGCGUUACAUAUUGAAGAAAGUAAACAUAUUAAUUGAUGGAUGUCUAAUGAAAAAUUACUGUUUGGUUCAUGUUUUCAGUUGCGCUAUAAAGUGAUGUACCUUGAUGAUGAACACUGGUUUAUUGAUAAGAUAUAAGGCACCAUGUGUAAAAACAAACACUUGUCUUAUACAACUUGGUUUUUAAACCUGUAUGUAAAGGACACUGUUUAGUUUUAUUUACCACAAAGAGUUCCACUCAUCGUGGACUCAAAACAUUAUGGUAACAUAAUAAGUCAAAGGUGGCUGAUGUAUCAUACGAUGAAACUGAAAACUGCUGUAAAGGGCUCCAUGUAUAAGAAACAAAAAUCGUCCUGAAGAGCAUUCAGAUAUAUUUCUUCUGUAGACAAAUUCAUGUAUUUUACAUACAGUGAAACCUGUCAAAACAGAACCGUCUGUAAACCGGAAUUCUCCCAAAACUGGAUGUUUUUCAUGGUCCGUUUUUUAAAAUCAGUACAGAACUUGACCUCUCUAAACCGGAUACCUCUAGAAACCAGACAUUUAACUGGUGUCCGGUUUAUAGGGGUUUCACUGUAUAUGCAAACCAUUUGUUUAUAUAAAACCGCUUUUACAGCAAGUCCUUGUAUGACCCCUAUAAUCAGAUUUGAAUUAGAUGGUACAUAUAGUCCUAAUGGAUUAAGACGUCUGGAUCUAUUUGUAAACAAAUUUGUGCAAUUGAUUACAUGUCAUGUUCAUAAGAAAUCAUUUGUUUUUCAAACGUUUUGUUCAUUGUGUAGUUUUGAGGUUUUUUAAAAACCAUUUAUUGAUGUAGGAAUAUUAGUUCUAGUAUGUUUUUACAUCGGGUCCAUUUGUACCAUCACUGCCUUAAUAACGUGCAAUGCCGUAUGGCUGUCAUUUUAGAGAUGAUAUCAUGCGUAGAGUAAUAAAUCAUUGAAAAUGAUUGUGUAAUGAUAAAUAAUAGGUCAUCCAUGAUGAUCAUGUAGUGAUAAAAUUAUUUAAGAUGAUUUUUGUUUUAAUUUUUUUUUUUUUUUUGUAAAUUCAUUUUCUUUGACAAGUCAAAACAUGCAUUGGAAGAUGAUGUCCUGGAUAAUUUUGAAAUUUUAAGUGCAAGAACAAAUAUUAAUAAUUAAAAACAAAGAUGGUAAAUCCGAUUCUCAAUGUUUUUCCAGGAAUUGAUCAAGCGUUUGGUAAGAUGUUCUUUUAACAGUGGCUCAAGCCAUGGGUAAUAAAUAAUAUCUAAAUCCAACAACUGCAAGAUUUACUCACCUUCACCAGUUGCUGACUGGAAAUUAGAAUCCAUAAUUAUACAUACUGAUUAUUAUUUUUUGUUUUUUUAAAUACUGAUCAUGAUAGUACAUUGGAUGUGUUUAAUAUGGAGAUGUUUUUUUCAUUCCUUUGCUCUUAAGAUAUUAACCAGAGUAUGUAUUUUAUUAUAUAUAGGUUUUAUAUAUAUAUAUAUAUAUAUCCAUGUAUAUUUUAUGCAAAAAUUAAUAUGCAGGCCAAUCUCUAUGAACUUGAGAUCUCGAAUGAAUUAUUCUGUAUAACUGUGCUAUCUUUUAUGAUCUGCUAUUCUGUGAUUUAUCAUUAUCUGACACUUUCCUUAACUGUACAGAAUAUUUCAUGCGAAAUACUAAAUAUUUAUUAGUGUUCCAUGCGAAGUACUGAAUAUAUAUAAUGAUGUGUUCCAUAUGAGGUAUUGAAUAUAUGCCCCUAAUACCACAUUGGGUACUGAGUGUAUGACAUAAUACCACAUAAGGUACUGAAUAUACUAUACUAAGGGUUUAAGCUGGACUCUAAAAGAUGAUUAGCAUUUUGGUGAACAUUGUAGACAAAUUCAAGUUUCAGUCACAGUGACCAGAGAGCCAAAAUGAUGGUUAGAUCUAUAUAUGGCGUGUAAUUUUACAGUUGGCUUUUUGGUGAAUUAAUAAUGAAAUACAUUGGCCAUAUUGAACUUUAAUUCACAAUUUGGCAAAUGACAGCUUAAACCCUGGAUACUACGACAUCAGGUACUUAAUAUAAUAUAAUAUGACAGAGUACCACAUACGGUACUGAAUACAAUGCCAUUUACAUUCAGUAAACGUAACCAUAAAUAAUGACUGUACUCUGUGAAUACAAAUCCAGAUAAAUUAACAUUCCGUGCAGAAAUCCUGAAUAUUUAUUCAGUAUCGACCAUUUUAUUGUUAAUAAUGAAACCCUGUCCCCAGGAAAGCCUUAAACCCUCACUGAACAUCAGUGGUGUACCUAGGGUGUGGCAAGUAUGGCACCAUUUGAAGUGGGGCACCGCUGAACAUCAGUGGUGUACCUAGGGUGUGGCAAGUAUGGCACCAUUUGAAGUGGGGCACCACUGAACAUCAGUGGCAUACCUAGGGUGUGGCAAGUAUGGCACCAUUUGAAGUGGGGCACCGCUGAACAUCAGUGGCGUACCUAGGGUGUGGCAGGUAUGGCACCAUUUGAAGUGGGGCACCGCUGAACAUCAGUGGCGUACCUAGGGUGUGGCAGGUAUGGCACCAUUUGAAGUGGGGCACCACUGAACAUCAGUGGCGUACCUAGGGUGUGGCUGGUAUGGCACCAUUUGAAGUGGGGCACCACUGAACAUCAGUGGCGUACCUAGGGUGUGGCAGGUAUGGCACCAUUUGAAGUGGGGCACCGCUGAACAUCAGUGGCGUACCUAGGGUGUGGCAGGUAUGGCACCAUUUGAAGUGGGGCACCGCUGAACAUCAGUGGCAUACCUAGGGUGGCAGGUAUGGCACCAUUUGAAGUGGGGCACCACUGAACAUCAGUGGCGUACCUAGGGUGUGGCUGGUAUGGCACCAUUUGAAGUGGGGCACCACUGAGCAGUUUCUAUUCAAGUCGGACAAGCCAUCCUCUGAUAGUGAAAAAAUAAUUUUCUUCAGAUGUAUGGGGCGCAAUUUCAUUGCUUGUCAUAGGUCAUUAUUUUCCGUAUAUACACCACUGUUGAACAUUCCUUAUAAUAUACUGUAGUCAUUUUUUAUCAAGUGCCUUCUUGAUUGUUUUUCAUUGAAUUUAAUUUGUUUUAAUGAAUGUUAAACAUCGUAAUAUUAAAAGUCUUGGUAUUUUCUGUGUCAACAAAAAUGUCUAGUUAAUGUUUUUAACAAUAUGUGCCUUCUCACCUUCACAUGCCUUCCAGUUGAAGUUGUUCUGUAAGACGAACAUUAUGGUAUUACGUGUUGUUACCGAUGUGAGUACUUUCAACCAUACAACUUGCCUUCUCUUUGAAAAACCGUUAUGUUAUUGGCUGCUGUUACUGAGGUGUAUAUUAACAUCUACAUUUCACUUUUCUAUUCUUGAGGCCGUCUUCCAUAGAAAGCUCUUUUAAUGUGUCACAUUUUUUGAAUAUUUUUACAUUUGACAUCAGGGCCCGUGCUCAUAAAACUUAAAGUCCAGACUUUAACGUAAUGCUAUUUGAAUGGCGUUGCCAUGACACUAAAGUCUGGACUUUAUUAAAGUCUAGACUUUAAGGUUUAUAAGCACGGGGCCAGUUCAGGUUAUGCAAAAUAAUUUUUUUUUAAAUAAUUUAAGAGCUAACAAAUCUACAUUGUUACCAUUAUGUGAAUGUUUAAACUGUUGUACUAUUGGAUCAGUAAUUUAUCUAUGCAUUUUAAAAGAACAAUUAUGGCAUUAAAUUCAUAGGAUUGAAUCUACAAAUCCUGCUUUUCUUAAAUGUAUUGUAAAUAUAUGUAAGACAGAAUUGGACUUUGUAAAUGUGGUCCUUAAUGUUCUUAAAAUACCCAAGUGAAAACAAUUGAUCGGUAAAACCAUAUAGUAGUAGGUCUAAAUUUUAGUAACAUUUAAUAAUUCACAUUGUAGAAAUACUUAGUUUUGCUUUUAUUAUCCACAUGGUUCAACAUAACCAAGUUAAUAAUAAUCAUAUGAAGCACAUGUGUAAUAACAAGUGUAAUGACGUAAUUUUGGGAAGCAACGUCGCUACGUCAUAACAUGACGUUUUCUCCAGCCCUAGUUCAGACUGUGCAUUUCAAAUAUGAUAUCAUUUUGUCGUCUCCUUCUUGUUGUGGUUGAAACAUUUUGAGACGGUCCUUGUUAUUCAUAAAAAAAAUAACAAUAAUAAUAUGGAUAAUAAAGAAAUUAUUACACUUGAAUGUGAGUCGUACUGAUUUUACUAAACUCAUGUCAGAAUUUAUGUAUUGCUCUUGCUCUUGUUCGGGCAAUACAAAGAUCCUGACAUUCAUUUUGUAAAAUCAGUACAUCACACAAGCUCGUAUAAUAAUCUAUUUAUAAACCUAUACACAUCCAGACAACCUGACAGUCAAAGGGGAGAUAAUCUACAAUUGACCACGAACAUGGAUAUUAGUAAAACAAAUUCACUAAACAAAAACCUAUUUAUGAUACUUUCUAAUGUAUAAGAUUUCGUGUAAAUUAUGUAGCAGUGAUUUAUUUUUUGAAGGAUUUGUAGUUUUGUCUACCUCAUAAUAACAAACAAAUAUAGUGUUCAUUUAUGGAAAGUGCCUUACCACCAGUAUCUGAAAUGUAUAAAAACAGUAAUUAAAAAUUUCAGUGAAUGUUGUUAGUCCAUUUAUCAGUUUCAAGAAAAAGAAAAGUUUGUUUAAUUUUUUAUAAAUUAACCAAAUGGUGUUUAUUUUAGAGAUUGUUAAAUCUUGAAUGUUCCUCUUGUUGAAUUGUACAUAGGAGUACUAAGGAUAUUUCUUAGUCAAAGGGGAGACAACUAAAUGUGGGACUAGCUACAGUUGAAAGCUGUUUUGAGAAAGUAUUAACAUUCCGUGGCACUUGUUGAAUCAUGGAUGUGCAGGUAGUUAUUAGUUGGGGGUUUUUAAUGUAAAAUUUAGAAAAAUGUUUCAAGUAGAUACUUUUGUGUAAACUGUGUUAUAAAUUUAAUAUGUACCAAUUCAUUGCUGGGAAUAUUGUGUCAAAUUGAUUGCAUGCAAUAACAAAAUACCAGGUGCAAUUGUCUUUGAAAGAAUUAAGGCAUUCCAUUUUAUAUAUAUCAUUUUGUGAUCUACUUUAUUAACACCUAUGCAGUUAAAAAUAACCUAAAUAUUUAUGCAGUUUCAGGGCUUCCAAGCAGAUUGUUUUUAAUGUUAGUUAUGAGAAUUAUUAUUAAAAAUAUAUGAUACGGCUUACUAUGUUUCUGCUUUGUUGGGUGCAUUUAGCUUCAUUUAAAUUUUGAUAAAAAAAGAAGUGAAUAUUAAAUUAAAAACUGUUCCACAAGAAGUUGUCAAGUAGGCAUACAACUAUUUUAGAACUGUCAACAUGGUUUAGUUUCAAAUUUUCUAGACGUCAAGUUGGCUGAAAUAUGAAGUUUACUAGAUAUUCUACUUAUUCUGAUUAAAAUAUUUUAAUAAUGCAAAUACUGUUUGUAUCACCUUUGUGCCUUGAACCAACUGACUUCACAUAUUUCUUCUCAAAGCAGCCAUUUGUUUAUCUUUGUUUAUACAUCAGAUAUAACUUCAGACAUAGGUAGUAAAUAUUGUUUACCAUCACACCGCGAUACUGAAAUGAGUUUUUCUGUUUAUACAUCAGAUAUAACUUCAGACAUAGGUAGUAAAUAUUGUUUACCAUCACACCGCGAUACUGAAAUGAGUUUUUCUGUUUAUACAUCAGAUAUAACUUCAGACAUAGGUAGUAAAUAUUGUUUACCAUCACACCGCGAUACUGAAAUGAGUUUUUCUGUUUAUACAUCAGAUUUAACUUCAGACAUAGGUAGUAAAUAUUGUUUACCAUCACACCGCGAUACUGAAAUGAGUUUUUCUGUUUAUACAUCAGAUAUAACUUCAGACAUAGGUAGUAAAUAUUGUUUACCAUCACACCGCGAUACUGAAAUGAGUUUUUCUGUGUAACGUUGUGACAAUGCAUGAGCUUUUUUUUCUUUUUUUAAAUCCCAACUAGUAUUAUCAUUUGCAAAAUAUUUAUAUCUUUAUGAUUAUGAUUUUACUUUUUCUUUUUUUUUAAGGGAAAAGUGUAAAUCAUUUAGUACUGAAAUCCUGUUUGGGAAAAAAAAAUCAUUAAAGAAAUCAAGAGUGACAGGCUUUUCUCAUUGGAUUUCAUAUUGUUGAACAAGUUUUAUAGAUCAAAUUUUGAAAUUUCAUCAUUCCAUAAUUUAUUUCAAUUCCAUUUUAUUUCCAGUUAAACAGGUGCACUCCAAGUGUACUUGGGAUGUAUGUUUUUUUAAAGAAAUGAAACAUUCCUUUUUCACUUUUUAUUUCACAUUUUUGUUUUUAAACUAUUCUUUACAUUCAUAUUGCGUAUUUAUGUGCUAGUGUUUGUAUAUAUUAGUAGAAUUCGUGGCACCAAAUAAAUUUGCUUUCCAUUUUCUUUAUUUCCAAUUGUACAAAGGCUUUGUGGUAUUUGGUGACGAUCAAAUUUGGUUGUUUAUUUCAUAUUGUCAGUGGUUAUUAUUUUGUUUACUGAUCAAACCAAUGUUUCAAUGCAUUAUACAUGAUUUUUUUCAUCAUAAUAAACAUUUAAUGAUGCCUCUCAAAAA